AUGCUGCGGCAAACUGAGACACAAGAACGUCACUUGGUUCUCCUCGGAGACCAGGUGGGCAAUGUUUCUUUGCUGGCGAAGAGAUUGCUGCUAGAUGCCCCUCAGAGUGUUGCUCAGAGUGAUUUUGUCCGGGAUGUCAGCACUACGUUGAGCUCUUUGAGUGAUCGACUUCGUCCGUUUCAUCGAGAACACCUACCACGCUUUGACACUGUCCAUAACCUCGCCACUAUAUAUAACGAAAGUAAUGGAGCUUGUCAUCCCGCCGUCGCCAGCACUCUUCUGGCGGUUGUUCAAUUCUUGCAAUUGUUUCGAUAUUACGAAACAAGGGCUCGUCAACCCGAAAAUCACGAUGAAAUAUCGGUCGUGGGUCUCUGCACCGGAUCCUUGGUCGCAGCAGCAUAUGCCUGCUGCGCAUCUCUUGAUGAUCUCAAAGCUCUGGCUGUGCCCACAGUUUCCAUCGCGUUUCAGAUGGGUUUGCAGGUAGCAACUGCAAGCAGCAUGCUGCACGAGCAGGGCACAACAUUGGAAAGCUGGUCAACGGCCAUCUCAAAAAUGAGUGAGGAUGAAGUGCUUUCGGCUCUUCAGCUUUACGAUGCCGGUGGUCAGUUAUCGCUCCGCCACCGAUGUUUUAUUAGUGCGGUUGGCCUCAAUGGCGUCACCGUCAGUGGAUCACCACCUGCUUUGCGUCGGUUCACGGAAACCUUGACGGAUUCCGAUCCUAGAAAAAGGGUUAGAGAACUGCCAAUCUACGGAGCAUACCAUGCGUCACACAUACACGGAGUGUUGGACUUUCCCAGCUUUCUCAACCGCGCGGGUGUUGACUCGGAGUUUUUGGCUAGCUUCCCAAAGAGGAAGACUCUCCUUUGUCCACUGACAGGAAAGUCGGUGGAUAGUCCGAACUCUCUUGGUUUAUUUAAGAGCGUCGUACAUCACACGUUACAAGCACCAUUGCGCUUCGAUCUGGUGGUUGACCAGUUUGUCACCCAAAUCCAAGCAAAUGGCACCACCUCUGUCACGCUCCAUGUGGUAGGACCAACUACAGCCGGUGAAGGCCUUGCAUCGGCACUGAGAUCGAGAACGGAAGUAACCGUUGUUACUCGGGAUUUGAUCACUCUUGAUUCCCGGAAGGAUCAGUUCCAGGCAUCAGGCGCAUAUCAUAAUGCUCCCCUGGCUAUUGUUGGUGUGUCGGGUCGAUUUCCCGGUGCAGAAAGUGCCGAAGAGUUAUGGAGUGUUUUGGAGGCUGGCCUUGACAUGCAUCGAGUGAUUCCCAGAGAUCGCUUUGACGUCGAGAAGCAUGUAGAUCCCAAUGGUAAGGCAAAGAACACCAGUUGGACCCCAUACGGUUGCUUCAUCGACCGACCUGGCGACUUUGACCCUCGAUUUUUCAACAUGUCCCCAAAGGAAGCCCUUCAGACAGAUCCCAUGCAGCGGCUCGCUCUUGUGACAGCUUAUGAGGCAUUGGAGAUGUCCGGAUAUGUUCCCAACAGAACACGAUCAACGGCUCUUAAUCGCAUUGGAACCUUCUAUGGCCAGACAAGCGAUGACUACCGCGAUGUGAACUCAUCACAGGAUAUUGGAACUUAUUUCAUCACUGGUGGAAUCCGCGCAUUUGGACCUGGACGAAUCAACUACUAUUUCAAAUUCGAGGGCCCAAGCUUCAACGUCGAUACUGCCUGUUCCUCUAGCUUGGCCGCGAUUCAACUUGGAUGUACAUCUCUCUGGAGCGGUGAUUGUGAUACAGCAGUCGCUGGUGGAUUGAGUGUGCUCACAUCCCCCGAUCUCUUCGCGGGAUUGAGUCGAGGCCAGUUUCUCUCGAAAACCGGAUCAUGCAAGACAUUUGACAAUGAUGCUGAUGGCUAUUGCCGCGCUGAUGGUGUAGGAACAGUUGUUAUCAAAAGGCUUCGUGAUGCCGAGCUCGAUAAUGACAAUGUUCUCGCGGUGAUUCUUGGUGCUUCGACGAAUCAUUCGGCACAGGCAAUAAGCAUUACGCACCCGCAUGCUGGAACACAGUCUAAACUGUAUCGUGAGAUCCUGCAGCAGUCAGGUGUCGAUCCUUUUGAUGUUGGCUAUGUUGAGAUGCAUGGGACCGGGACGCAAGCCGGGGAUGGAACGGAGAUGAAAUCAGUGACGGAUGUUUUUGCUCCUGCUCACCCUGUCCGACCUGCAAACAAUCCAUUGUAUGUGGGAGCUAUCAAGGCAAACAUUGGCCAUGGAGAAGCUUCAUCUGGAGUCGCAUCCUUGAUAAAGACCAUCCUGAUGUUCAAGAAAGGGGUUAUUCCCCCGCAUGUUGGGAUCAAAAAUGAAAUCAACAAGGGAUUCCCAGAUCUUGAAGCGAGAAAUGUCCGAAUUGCGAUGGCCAAAACCCCCCUGCCGGCACCCAGAGGCCCGAAGCGAACGGUACUGGUCAAUAAUUUCAGCGCCGCUGGCGGCAAUACUGCGCUGUUGAUCCAAGAGCCCCCUAAGCCUGAUAACUCCGAAAAAAAAGACCCUCGUCCCUCGCAUGCAGUCACGGUCUCUGGACACACAGCGGCAUCGUUGAAACGCAACUUGGAAAGACUGAUUGCAUACACUAUCAUUGAGCCAGAGAUUUCACCAGGAGACUUAAGCUAUACGACAACUGCUCGCCGAAACCAUUACGCUUUUCGAUUAACGGUCGCUGAGCCCACGAUUGAACGGAUUCGAGUCGCUCUGCAAAACAAACAGGGACUAACGCCAUAUAACUCACUUCUGUCUAACCACAAUCCCUCAGUGGUCUUUUCCUUCACUGGCCAGGGUGCAACCUAUGCCGCCCUAGCCCAGGAGCUGUACACAACAUCGACUCAAUUUCGCGCGGAUAUCUCGCUAUUUGACGGAAUUGCAAGGCAGCAAGGAUAUCCAUCUUUCAUCCCACUGGUUGAUGGGGCGGUCCCUGAUAUCAAUCAGCUAUCGGCCACCCAGACCCAGGUUGGAUUAGUGUCCAUUCAAAUUGCUCUCGCUCGUUUGUGGCGCUCAUGGGGAGUGAAACCCACCGCAAUCAUCGGUCACAGCCUCGGCGAGUAUGCGGCUCUGCAAGUGGCUGGUGUUCUUUCCAUCAGCGAUGCCAUUUUCCUCGUUGGUCACCGGGCGCGUCUCCUAGAGACCCACUGCCAGCCGUAUACCCAUUCCAUGCUUGCCGUAUCGGGAACAUCUGCAGUUAUUGAAACCCUGUUGUCCGCUUUCUCCGAGGAAGUCGAAAUUGCUUGCUCAAACAGUCCCCGCGAAACAGUCUUUGCCGGUAGAAGAGAGGUGAUAGAUAAGUUGGAGGUGCAUUUAUCUGGCGCAAAUAUCCGUUGUACUAAGCUGCAAGUUCCUUUUGCGUUCCAUACGGCGCAGGUUGAUCCCAUUCUUGAUCACCUGGAAGAGAUUGCCAAGGUGAUUAAUUUCGGCGCACCGCAAAUUCCUAUAUUGAGCUCGUAUCUUGGCCGUCCGCUCGCUACGGACGACCGGAUUGAUGCAAAUUAUAUUCGCCAACACUGCCGACACUCGGUCCAAUUUGGCAGUGCUUUGGAGUCAUCCCUAGAUCAGGGCCUAGUCAACGAAGCCUCCGUGUUUAUUGAGAUCGGCCCCCAUCCAAUUUGUUUGGGCAUGAUUCGAGGCAUAUUGGGCGACACACAUCUCAAGAUUCCAACAUUGAAGCGGAAGGAAAAUCCAUGGAAAGUGAUCGUGGGCGGUCUAGCUUCCUUGCAUGACCAGGGUUUCUCGAUAAACUGGUCCGAAUAUCACCGCGAUUUCGACGACACACAUCAUCUUCUCUCCCUGCCUUCCUAUGCUUUUGACAACAAGAGAUACUGGUUGGAAUACCGAAAUGACUGGACGCUUCGCAAGGGAGAUGCUUUGCCCACCAUUGAACCUUCUAACCACGCAGUUGAAAAGCCAUCGAAACUGACAAGCUCUGUUCAUCGGGUCGUGGAAGAGAACUACAAUGGUUCUGAUCCAACCGUGAUCUUCGAGACGGAUCUCUGUGAUCCCCAGCUCCACGCCGCCAUUAGUGGACAUCGUGUCAAUGGUUCUGCUCUUUGUCCAUCGUCCAUCUACGCAGAUAUUGCUCAGACGAUCACUCAUCAUAUCCAGCAGCAAGCUCAAUCCGGCAUUAAAUUGGGUGGUGUUAACGUCACCGGUAUGGAGGUAACACAGCCAUUGAUUAUCAAGUCGCCUAGACAAGAUGAGAAUCGCAUCUUGCGGGUCGUUGCACACGUCGACAAAACGUCUCAACAGGUUUCUCUUGAAUACACCUCUAUUACAGGCGGCCAAACGGUAGCAACCAAGCAUGCCAUUUGUGUUGUCGAGUAUGGCUCGCCAGAAAAGUGGCUUCGACGUUGGUCACAUAGCCUUCAUUUGGUCCAAGGACACAUCAACGAACUGGAAAACAAGGCGAAUCUGGGAGAAAUCAAUAAAGUUACCAGCCGCCUCGCUUAUCGACUUUUUAGCAGCCUAGUGGACUAUGCGCCUGAAUACCAAAGGAUGAGUCAGGUUCUCCUGGCGGGCGAUCUUUAUGAAGCUUCCGCCACGGUCAGCCUGGAUGAACGAGGUGAUGAUGCCUCGUUCCAAUGCAGUCCUUACUGGAUUGAUUCCUUGGCUCACCUGUCAGGGUUCGUUAUGAAUGGCAAUGAGAACAUCAACUAUCAGGAAGCUGUUUACAUAUCUCAUGGUUGGGAGAGUAUGCGAUUUGCCAAGAAACUGGUCCCUGGUGGUCAAUAUCAGACCUACGUUCGAAUGUUACCGGUAGACAAAACAAUGUUUGGGGGCGACGUCUGGAUUUUGCACGAGGGAGAAAUUGUCGGUGUGAUCGAAGAUCUUCGAUUCCAACGCGUCCCACGAAGCAUUCUUGAUAUGCUUCUCCCUCCGAUUCGGGUGAAUGCCGCCAAAGAGACCACCAAAACUGUCACCCCGAACAAGAACAACUCGCAGCCAGUCAUUCCGAAGGUUCAAGCUCCCAUCACGCAAGUCGGAAGCAACCCAACCCGGGAGGUUCAACGACAACCUGAACAGCCAGCUAGCUCCCUGCUUGACUUAAUCGCCGGAGAGCUUGGUCUAGCGGCAUCCGAAAUGUCUCCCAAUGAUAAUUUGAGCGAGCUUGGGGUUGACUCCCUUAUGUCUUUAACACUGGUUGGUCGGCUUCGCGAGGAGAUGAACGUUGAUAUUACCCACAGCAGAUUUCUUGAACUUUCUACCAUAUCUCAACUUUUGGAUGUUCUGAAUGAGGUACCACAUACUGUCAUAAAUGAUCCAGUGGGAGAUGGUCCCCCAAAGGAUCAGGUUGGUCACUACAGUUCGUCUCCAAGUUCAGGGUCUUCGUUUGUUGAGGUCAUCACACCAGAUAGCUCUGCAGAUGAUACCUUACGUCUCGUGAAACACAUCAUUCUGGAGGAGACCGGUCUCGCUGAGGAUGAGCUAGAAGCAACAGCAGACCUUGGCUCUUUGGGAAUCGAUUCUUUGAUGAGCUUGACUGUCCUAGGAAAGAUCCGAGAAGACGGCCUUGAGCUCCCUAUGGACUUUUUCCUCCAACACACAACAAUGAACGAAGUUUCACGAGCUCUGCUUAGCAGCAACGACAAUUUGCAGCCCGAAGACAUUUUACGCUCCACUGAUGAGAAAGAUCUUGAAGCAAAAUCCAUUCUUCUUCAGAGGCGGUCUAAACCAGCAAGCAGCAAAACCCUUUUUCUGUUCCCCGAUGGCUCAGGGUCCCCGGCGUCCUAUGCAGGACUAGAACAGCUUCAUGAGGACUUUGACAUUUACGGUCUCGUAUGCCCCUUCCUCCAUGAUUCGGGUCGCUAUACCAAUGGUAUCGAAGAUGUCGUCAGAAUAUUUCUGUCUAAAAUCAGAAGGCACAGUCCUUCGGGUCCCUACUAUCUUGGCGGCUGGUCUGUUGGUGGUGUUCUUGCGUAUGAAGCGUCUAAACAACUCAUCGGCGCCGGCGAGAAAGUGCACGACCUAGUUCUUAUCGAUGCGCCAUGUCCCACAGUGCUAGCCCCCAUGUCUACCUCUCUUAUCGACUUUCUCAACUCCAUCGGCGUCUUAGGCCAAACACAGAGCGAUGGCUCCUUACUUCCGGGUUUAAAACGCCAACUUGUCCUUGAUCACUUUGACGCAACUGUCAAGAACCUUGGUGCCUACGAUCCAACUCGCUCCCCGAUAUCGAUUGGUUUAUCCCCUCGUACAUCCAUUAUAUGGGCCCAAGAAGGUGUGUGUGAUGGAAUAGAUGACCCAAAACUGAAGGCAAACCCUUCACUGGCUACCGAUGCCACUGCGAGCUGGAUUUUAAACAAGCGCACUGACAUCGGCCCCCGAGGAUGGGAAUCGCUUCUAUCAAUCAAUAAUAUUUCUUCCUUCUCUGUCCCUGGGAACCACUUCAGCAUGAUGCAUCCCUCCAAUAUCGGAGCACUCUCCAACCAGUUGAAGUUCAUUCUAGCUUCUGCUAAAUAG
Messenger RNA from Penicillium hordei, 6441 nucleotides. Its product is annotated as type I polyketide synthase. Gene Ontology annotation, molecular function: fatty acid synthase activity; phosphopantetheine binding; 3-oxoacyl-[acyl-carrier-protein] synthase activity. Gene Ontology annotation, biological process: secondary metabolite biosynthetic process; fatty acid biosynthetic process. The record is from RefSeq and is a predicted model, not a curated record. The coding region runs from base 1 to 6441 and encodes 2146 amino acids. NCBI's taxonomy places the organism in Eukaryota, Fungi, Ascomycota, Eurotiomycetes, Eurotiales, Aspergillaceae. The transcript has 8 exons.